AUGGGCUUAGAGGAAACAGACCCUAGCUAUCAGCAAAACCUUCAGCUUCCAGUUUCAGCAGAAUUAGCUACAACAAAUAACAGCUCAGAUGAACAUAUACAAGUGACAACCCAAGAAGAUCUUUUACCAGAUACAGAAAUACUAUCAAGAGAUGAACUUGUUAUUUAUGGCUAUGAAACACCACAUCUAUCUGCAAGUCACAUCCCUAAAGCAGCUUCUCCUUCUAACAAAAAUAAAGAAACAGAUGGCUUUAUCACAAAGCAAGCCACUUCUAAUUCAAGGGAUCCAACAACCUCAUAUAAUUAUAACUCAAAAAACCAAAUUAAAAAUAGCAACACUAAAU
This is a messenger RNA of Cetraspora pellucida, 343 nucleotides long. Lineage: Eukaryota; Fungi; Glomeromycota; Glomeromycetes; Diversisporales; Gigasporaceae. The record is from the annotation of a GenBank genome assembly.